Parnassius apollo (apollo) is the source of this 402-nucleotide messenger RNA. Lineage: Eukaryota; Metazoa; Arthropoda; Insecta; Lepidoptera; Papilionidae. The record is from the annotation of a GenBank genome assembly.
AUGGAUAAAUCAAAACCUAAAUCAACAAAAAAGUUAGAAAAGAAUGCAAAUAAGAAAAGAAAUUCCAUGCUAAUUUCGGAUGUCAAGAAUAUAAAAGAAAAUCUAAAGAUUAAGGAAAUAUUGAGAAAUGUUAAAAUGAAUAGUAGUAUGCGGAUUAAAGCACCACCAGGAAGCAAAGUUAUGAAUAACAAAGACUUUAUUGACAACUGUGAUGAUUUUGAAGAAUCUACCAUAGAUGAAUAUCAAGAUCAAAUCCAGACAAAUGAAUCACCUAGUGCAACAAAUCUAGAUGUAGUAACUUCAUCUAAAAAUUUUGAAAACGAAACAGGACAAAGCAAAAUAUCUCUAAACGGGGACGAUGAAGUCCAAAAUACUGAUGAUAUAUUAGAAAAAAAAUACUAA